AUGGUAACCCCAGACAAGAUACACGACACUUCACUCCCAAUGAGGGAGAGAAUGGAAGCUCUUAUCCGUUUGAAGCAACAAGAAAUCACUGCCGGUAUAGCUGGUCUUGAUACCGUCGAGUUCCGUACUGACAGCUGGACUCGUGGUGAAGGUGGUGGUGGUGGCCAAUCGAUGGUCAUUCAAAAUGGUACCACUUUUGAAAAGGGGGGAGUGAACAUUUCCAUUGUUCAUGGGGUACUUCCACCGCAGGCGGUGACUCGUAUGAGGGUCAACCAUAAGAACAUCGAGGGAUGUGGUGAGGAUGGAAGUGUCAACUUCUUUGCCUGUGGUCUUUCAUUGGUGAUCCACCCAAUCAACCCACAUGCACCAACCACUCACUUGAACUACCGUUAUUUCGAAACCACCAACCCUGAAAGUGGUGAAGUUCAAGCCUGGUGGUUUGGUGGUGGUGCUGAUUUAACCCCAUCUUAUCUCUACGAAGAGGAUGCCAAGAACUUCCAUCAAUUACACAAGGAUGCCUUGGACAAACAUGACACUGAAUUAUAUCCAAAGUACAAGAAAUGGUGUGAUGAAUACUUUUUCAUUAAACAUAGAAACGAAUCAAGAGGUAUUGGAGGUAUUUUCUUUGAUGAUUUUGAUACUAAGCCAGCUGAUGAAAUCUUAAAGAUUGUAGAAUCUUGUUUUGAUGCCUUUUUACCAUCUUAUUUGCCAGCAGUCAUCAAGCGUAAGGAUUUACCUUAUACCGACGAACAAAAACAAUGGCAACAAAUUAGAAGAGGUCGUUAUGUUGAAUUCAAUUUGGUAUUGGAUAGAGGUACUCAAUUUGGUUUACAAACCCCAGGAAGUCGUGUGGAGAGUAUUUUGAUGUCACUUCCUGCCACCGCUAGUUGGGUCUACGAUCACCAUCCUGAAGAAGGCACUGAAGAAGAUAAAUUGGUCAAGAUUUUACAAAAUCCUAUUGAAUGGGUAUAA
This is a messenger RNA of [Candida] anglica, 972 nucleotides long. Lineage: Eukaryota; Fungi; Ascomycota; Pichiomycetes; Serinales; Debaryomycetaceae. The record is from the annotation of a GenBank genome assembly.